Molecule: messenger RNA, 4834 nt
Organism: Cryptomeria japonica (Japanese cedar)
Lineage: Eukaryota; Viridiplantae; Streptophyta; Pinopsida; Cupressales; Cupressaceae
Exons: 12
Coding region: 489-4025 (1178 amino acids)
Cellular component (GO): cytoplasm
Molecular function (GO): protein binding
Source: RefSeq, a predicted model, not a curated record
AAAGCACACGUAUUCAGAACAGAUCCCUCCACACUGAAGUUUUUUAAAUCUGGAUGAUUAACCGCAAAAAAUGAUCUGCUUACAGCGCGAUUUCCCAAUAUAAUAUGGAAAAUCCACGAAUUCCCCGCGGCGACACGCAGGCAAGGAAGCCUCCAAAGGAGGAGUUUUUCACCCUUACGUGUCAUUUUCCUCUCUUACUUUUCUUCCUAUCAUCUUCCCAAUCAUAGCCCGUCAACACUUGAAAACAAAAUCCCCGACUCUGCAACUGCUCACGAUUAUUCUUCUUCACCGCCGCAGGGAUUUAAUGCAACAACCCAUCUCAAUCCCAUUUCUCACAACACAUGGCGUGAAACAAAGCAAACCCCAGACAAUUAUUCUUCUUCUUCGGUGUAUUGGGAGAAAAUGUGGUCUUGGUGAAACAUUGGAUCUAAAAAUCAAGCAUCUGUGAAUUUAAUGGACGAAGCAGAGGCAGAAGCAGAUGAAGAGUAAUGGCGAUCGUGACAGGCGAUCGGUAUGUGGAGCUGCUGGUGAAAUUCGUGGAGAAGAACGCGGGGUCAUUGCUGGAUGGGAGUGUGGUAUUGAAGUUGAAUCCGGUGGGGUUGCAUUAUGUGCAGUCUAGGCUGGAGGCGCUGCAGGAGCUCGAGAGGCUGCGGACGGGAGCGCCUGUCGAUUACCUGCGCGCGUACAUUGCGGAUUUGGGGGACCACAGAGCGCUGGAGCAGCUCCGCCGUGUGCUGCUACUCUUGACGUCUCUCAAAGUGGUCUCUGUUUUGCCCCAUCCCUGUAGAGAUCCCACACCGCUCCCGCUCUUGCUCUUUGCCCGCUUGAGGUUUUUGGAGCUCCGGGGAUGCGACCUCUCCACCUCUGCCGCCAGAGGCCUCUUGGACCUGCGACACACUUUGGAGAAACUCAUUUGCCACAAUUCCACGGAUGCCCUCAGGCAUAUUUUUGCAGGAAGGAUUGUGGAUAUACAGGAUUGCCCUGUAUGGACUCGAUUGUCCUUUGUGUCUUGUGCUGGGAACACCAUGGUUCUCAUGGACGAAUCUUUGCAAUUGCUUCCUGUGGUUGAAACUCUGGAUUUGAGUCGAAACCGCUUUGCCAAAAUUGCCAACCUACGGAAAUGCACAAAAUUGAAGCAUUUAGAUCUGGGUUUCAACCAUAUCCGCACAAUUUCAUCAUUGAAUGAGGUUACUUUUGGGAUCAGUAAGCUUAUUCUUAGAAAUAAUGCAUUGACAACCUUGCGUGGGAUUGAAAAUUUAAUCACUCUAGAAGGACUUGAUCUAUCGUUUAACAUGAUAUCCAAUUUUGCGGAGAUUGAGUUGCUUGCAAGUCUUCCUUCCUUGGAAAGCCUCUGGCUGGAAGGUAAUCCCAUAAGUUUUGUUCGACUUUAUCGGCAACAAGUUUUCAGCUUCUUUCCUAAUCCACGUAAAUUGAUAUUAGAUGAAAAAGCGAUCAGUGGGAGGGAGGCCUGGACAGCAAAGAUUAUUGUGGCAAGAAGACAGAAGCAACGAACUGGUCAUGGGUUCUAUGCACCUGCAAAAUGUGAAAUUCAGUCAGAUGACAGUAGCAAGCUGAGAAAUUCUUUCAAGUCAUGUGAAACCAGUAGGUCUGCUAGUCUCCAACAUAAGGCUAAGACAAAAUUAUCUCGGCUGGCUUGGAUUGAGGAUUCAGAAAACAAGAGCUAUAUGCUUUCAGAAGGUGUUGAACAGGAUGAAUCUUGUCCAUCUACUUGUGAUAGUGAAAGCCAGAGAUGGGACAGAAUUGAUAUCGGUGAGAAUAUUAGGACAAGUGCCCUGGAAUUGAUGAGUAGGAUAGAAUUUCUCAAGAGAGAGAAAUCAACCACAUGUUUUCAGGAAAUGACAAACUUGUUGGACCAGACUAACGAUGACAUGGAAGAUCACCUUUGGGGUGUUAAUUAUAAUUCUAGGAAUGAAGAGGCUUGUAUGGAAAGUAGAAAUCUGUCAAAUAGAGAGGAUGAUUGUUUUAAAGAAAAUUCAGUGGGCAUCAAAGAGCCAACAGAUCAUGGUGAGCGAGAUUUUCAUGAUGCCAAGUCACUAGAGAUGCUAGAUGAAACAAACAAUGGUGACAAAAUGGUGAAUAAAGUAGAAGCAAAUUCCAUUGUGGAAAACUAUUCUCCAAAGGGAAAAACUUUGUUAGAGUCCUUGUCAAAUAAUGGAACUUUGUUGCCUGCUUGUCCACAGUCAGAAAUCAGAGAAUCGAAAGUCUCACAGGAAGUAUUGAAUGGUCUUGCAUACGACUCAGUGGGAAAGUUGACAAGAGGAAAUUUAAUCUCAUCUCUACAUGGUAAUAUAACAGAUGAGGAAAUUAGUUUGGAUAAAAGCUUGGACUCACUAAAGGCUAUAGAUGAAAUAAUGGAAUCCCGUUCCUCUUCUUAUUGUCACAGUUCCCCCCCUCACUACAAGAAAGACAUACUCCAUCGUCGGCAGAACUUGGAGGAAGAAUUUAUGCAGCUUUCUCUUGAAUCAUAUUCUCUGGCUUCAUCAUCAGACAGUGAGACAAGUCAAGAUGAAUUAUAUCUAUCUGAUUCCUCAUGUUCUAUUGAUUGUCAACCUACUUCUCCAUUAAAUAUAGAAAGAGACAUUACAGACAUUGAGUUUGAUACAGUGUGUGAUGAUAUCAAAGAGGAAAGUGACAGAAGUCAUCAGAGUACAUUGGUCAAGGAUCAAGCCUUCCUUGCUAAUGGCCACCCACAGUCAAAUGCAGUGGAAAAUUCAAAAAUGUAUCAUGCCAUACCAUCACAUACAGAUGACAUUUUGGUAGAUGCAGGGGUUGGAGGGCUUCCUCAGUCCUCUGCUGAAGUUAUGUCACAGAUGAUGGAGAAAAAAAACAUAAGAAAGAAGAAAAGAAGGGUGGUUCUUUUACAUGCAGGCAUGGCUUUGGAUGGAAAGUGUGAGCAAACUGGCAAUUCCUCUAGCUUUUCUUCAGGCAGCAUCAGAAAUGGUAUGAGACUAUCAGUUUCCAAGGAGGAUGGAAUUGUUAAUUCAGAAGGAAACAAACUGCAUGUGGCAAACUCUUCAUAUAAAGUGAAGGAUCUAUGUACAAAUUGUGCUGAAACUUCAGAUUGCAACAGCAAUACAGUAGAUGUGAUGUCAUACGAUUCCCUAGAGUUGUACUUUCAUCACAAAGUUGCAGAUUCUCGGGUAUCAGAGAGAUGCAUAUAUUAUGUCUCUUGCAAUUGUGUCCGUCUGUGGGAAGAUGAUCCCAGUGAGAGACAAGUUGCAGUGUUGUUGAGUAGUGAAAGCAAACUGUAUAUAGUACUAACAUCAUCAAGUUUAAGUCAGCCAGGCUUGCAAGUGUUGGGAAGCCAUGGGCUCCACGAUAUUAGUAAUAUUCUUGUUGGAGUUGGUUUGCAGGCUCUAAGGGUUAAUGUUGGCUGUGCGGCAUCUUACCUGUUUCUAACACGAAAUAUAGUGAAGUCAAGAGAGUUACUUGACAUGCUUGGAAAUUGCCAUCUGAGCACAAGUGUUGAAAUUUCCAAAUUUCCUUUGCAAAGUUGGGAGCACAUGCAAAUUGAACUUUUUGAAAAAUUUGCUCUUGGAGGUGUCAGAUUGAAUAUAAUAUUGUAUACCAUGCUGCUUUUUGAAAAAGGUACUGCAUGGUUUGCAAGGUCACUCAUCUUGACUGCAGACUAUAUAUUCUUGUGUGUUGAAGAUUUGGUGCAGUUUGGAUCUAUCUCAGAGGAGGCUGUAAUUUCCGAGCCUUAUUUUGUUCUUGAAGCAUGGUCUUCUGUAUGCAACAUCGUAGAAUUGGUCAUUGAGUCUAAGCAAUGUCAAUCCGUAACAUUAGUGUUUAGCAACAUCAUCUGUGGGAAAUUCCAACUUGUCACAGAGAACAGAGUUUUCUUAUCCAAUGACAGUACUGAAGCAUAUAAAGAUGAGUUAGGCUGCAUUGUCUGGAAGCUGAAGGGAUUUACAGAAGACACAUUGCUGAAGUUUAUCACCUUGCUGAGGGCUGUUUAUAUGGAAGCUACAAUGCAUCCUUUAACUGUAAAAAGUAUUGUGUAACUCUUAUGGCUGUAUAGCUGGGGUUUGGAUAUUUAUCAUCAUUUCUCUGUCAUAAUGGGCUUUGAUUUCGCCCUGUUGUGAUUGCUGCCUGUUUCUUGUUUGUACCUGUCACAUAUAUAGAGUCGGCAGUAAGCCAAUUGUUUGAACUGCCGGAAGAGUUGUAUGAUUUGGUUUGUUGAAGUAUCCCUUUGAUGCGAGAGCUUCACCAAUGUAAUUUUACGGAAUGGAAUUUGUACAUAUCCAUCAACGAUUGUUUUACAAAGUCAGUGAUGCCAGGGUUUGGUCUGCCUGUAUUGAGGUGUGUUAUUUUUUCAUGUUUACUUAAAAAGUUUCUGGCAGAUUCUUUUGGGUUAAUCAGACUCUGCUGGCAGGAUUUUUUGUCGUUUUAUCAGUCAACAAGCAGUUUGAUGCCGAAAUCUAUUUUGUUAGAAACGUAAUUUUUCUACAUGCUCGAAGAAGUUUGUUUCUGAAGAUUACUAAGAUUUAACUUCUCAUCGGCAAUGUUCUUUGGAAAUAAGUGCAUACGUUUGAUACCUUGGUAUCCUUGCAGAGGUAGGAAAGUCCAGUUCUUUUCCAUAAAGAUCAAUUUCUGAUGGAUUUCUGCUGCCAAACAUUCGGAGCCUAGGAAAUCUUGCUAAAUGUCUAUGGCCUGGCUGUUGCCAGCCUUAUUAUCAUAGUAACCAGGGAUAUCCAUAACAAUAAUUUACAAGUCAAGCAUUUGUAUUGUCUCUUCAUGUACUUACUGUAUCAUAGCUGCUGGAGGUUUUCUAGGUUACAUAUUAACAAAUCAAGGGAAAUUUUCUGUUGCA